Molecule: messenger RNA, 1564 nt
Organism: Poecilia latipinna (sailfin molly)
Lineage: Eukaryota; Metazoa; Chordata; Actinopteri; Cyprinodontiformes; Poeciliidae
Gene: rfxap
Product: regulatory factor X-associated protein
Exons: 3
Coding region: 236-886 (216 amino acids)
Biological process (GO): regulation of transcription by RNA polymerase II
Cellular component (GO): nucleus
Source: RefSeq, a predicted model, not a curated record
AAAAGGCGUCGCUGUUGUCAGACACAAACACAAUGCCAGAGAAGAAGAAUAUCAUUGAGGAAGUGUAGCUUUCGGCUAUGUGCAAUUAUGUACACUUGUUUUACGAAUUUAAUGCAUGUUUUAUGACAAAAAUAUGUACUAUUAACUUGUAGCUGCGCGUUUCGUAUGUGAAUACGUAUCAAAGUGAGGCUGUUGUAGAGAACCGGCGAUUAGCAUUGCGUUCACUGCCAUAACUAUGAGCAACAAGGACAGUUCUUCAUCCGCUGCAAAUAAAGACAAGGACUCCACUCUUCUGCUCACUAAAGACGGCCAGCGGUAUUUCGUAAGUAAAAGCGGAGCUGUGGACAGCAGAAACGUGACAACGCCGCAUGAAUCGGAGAACAACGUGUCCUCUUUCAGCGUGGACGAUCCGGACGAAGAGAGCGACGUGCUGGAUGCGUCUGAUCCCAGAGAAGGCGCAGCCAGCCCGGAGGAGCUCAAUGAAGAGGGGACCUCGGAGGGCGACAACGCCCCCAAACAGUGCACCUACGAGGGCUGCACGGAGACCACCACACAGGUGGCCAAGCAGAGGAAGCCGUGGAUGUGCAAAAAACAUCGCAACAAGAUGUAUAAGGAUAAAUAUAAGAAGAAGAAGAGCGACCAGGCUAUGUCCAGCGGGAAGCUUGAUGAAAACUCUGAGGAGCGACCAGUGUCUGUGAACAAACAGCGCCUGGGAGCCAUGGGGGACCGUCCAGCCAGACCCUCCCUUAUAGAGCAAGUCCUCAACCAGAAAAGACUGUCUCUGCUCAGGAGUCCAGAGGUGAUCCGGUUCCUGCAGCAGCAGCAGCAGCAGCUCCUGGCUGCACAAAGCCGCAGCCAAUCACAGCAGCACUUCCAGGGUUGUUGACAGUGACUAGUGUGUAUUUGAUAGUAUUUAUGAUACAUCACAAGGGUUGUGAAAAAAAAAAAUACAAAUAAGUAAUUUAUGCAUAAUUAGGUGAAGCUGCUCAAAGUCUGACUUUGAACUGGACAGAAAAUCAUUUUUAAUGUGUAAGCAAAACGUUUUCUCCAUUUGCUUUAUGUUUUAGUUUAAAGUUAGUUGGUUUUACUGUCCUUCGUAAUGCAGUUUUAAUCAGGACAUUUAAUUGUAACUGUCUAAUGUUUUUAAGACAUUGCAUCCCUGUGCUGUUAUAUUUAUAUUGUCUUCCAAUUGCUUAUUUAUCUUGUGUGUUCUUGUUCGUUCUUACUGUUUUUGUGGUAUUUAUGUGUUGUGUUAUUGUGAACAUCAACCUGAUGUAAUUCACCUGAAAUGUUCAAAAACAAUUGUAGCAUUGCUUUAAAAAAAGUGCUGCACUUAUGCAGUUCAGUGUUUUUCCUUGUGACAAUCAGUGGUCAUAAUUUUCACCCAACAGAGUGUCACAGUUUAUUUUUAAAAUAACAUUUUGUAUGUUCUUUUCAUCUUAAAGCUUAGCGUAAGUAAAAUUUUUAUCUAGAUCUAAAUAAGUUAACACAAGCCAAAUGUGUGAUGUGAAAAUUAUGACGUCUAUGUCUGCUGAGCCUAUAAAAAUAAAAACAUUAAUACUCC